UCAACACGAUCAUUAUUGUCUAUCAUUGCGCUCGACGGACACAUGACUUCACUAACAUGUCGGAUGCCGUUCUCUUCUUCCCACUGAUGACGGUCUAACGUCUUACCAAUUUUACCCUCCACAGACAAUGUCAUUGAGCUUUGUGACGAAUUCGAGCAUCAGGGGCAUCUCCUCCCUCAACCCCAAAUUCUUCCACGUGAACCUCUUCAGCUGCCGGAACCUCGACCUCCGGUGGCUCACCAUCUCCGCCCCUGGCGACAGCCCCAACACCGACGGCAUCCACGUGGGCGGCUCCUCCAACAUCGCCAUCUCCGACUCCGCCAUCUCCACAGGUGACGACUGCAUCUCACUCGGGUCGGGUACGGCAAACGUGACGGUAUCCGGAGUCACGUGCGGUCCUGGCCAUGGUAUCAGUGUUGGUAGCCUUGGGAAAGACGCCGAUAAAGGCGAUGUGGUAGGGUUGACCGUUAAGAAUUGUACGUUGACCGGGACGAGCAACGGGAUAAGGAUAAAGUCGUGGAAGACGAAGAGGGGCAGUAGGUUUUGGGAGAUGAUGAAGGUCGAGGAUUUCUUGUUUGAGAACGUGGCGAUGAAGAAUGUGGCGAAUCCGAUAUUUAUUGAUCAGGAGUAUUGUCCCUAUGCUGCUUGUCCUGAAUCGGAGCCAUCUAGGGUUAAGAUUAAUGGGGUCAAGUUUAGGAACAUAAGGGGCACAUCUUCAUCAGACGAGGUGAUCAAAAUGGUGUGUAGCAGGAGAUACCCGUGUGAAGGGGUGGAGCUCAGGGAUAUUUAUUUGCGAUAUAUUGGCGACGAUGCGCAGUUGAAGGAAAGAGCCACUUGUAAGAACGUCAAGGGGACUUCGAGUAACGUGAAGCCGGUCUCUUGCUUUUGA
Asparagus officinalis (garden asparagus) is the source of this 889-nucleotide messenger RNA. RefSeq names its product polygalacturonase-like. Gene Ontology annotation, biological process: carbohydrate metabolic process. The record is from RefSeq and is a predicted model, not a curated record. Gene Ontology annotation, molecular function: polygalacturonase activity. The transcript has 2 exons. The coding region runs from base 128 to 889 and encodes 253 amino acids. Lineage: Eukaryota; Viridiplantae; Streptophyta; Magnoliopsida; Asparagales; Asparagaceae.